Haliotis rufescens (red abalone) is the source of this 2331-nucleotide messenger RNA. RefSeq lists its product as uncharacterized. The transcript has a single exon. The record is from RefSeq and is a predicted model, not a curated record. NCBI's taxonomy places the organism in Eukaryota, Metazoa, Mollusca, Gastropoda, Lepetellida, Haliotidae. Bases 1 to 2331 code for a protein of 776 amino acids.
AUGGCUACUCCACAGUGUGCUGACACCAACAAACACUCCAUGGCUACUCCGGAGUAUGCUGACACCAACAAGCACUCCGUGGCUACUCCACAAUGUGCUGACACCAACAAGCACUCCAUGGCUACUCCACAGAGUGCUGACACCAACAAGUACUCCAUGGCUACUCCACAGAGUGCUGACACCAACAAGUACUCCAUGGCUACUCCACAGAGUGCUGACACCAACAAGCACUCCGUGGCUACUCCAAAAUGUGCUGACACCAACAAGCACUCCGUGGCUACUCCACAGAGUGCUGACACCAACAAGUACUCCAUGGCUACUCCACAAUGUGCUGACACCAACAAGCACUCCGUGGCUACUCCAAAAUGUGCUGACACCAACAAGCACUCCGUGGCUACUCCACAGAGUGCUGACACCAACAAGUACUCCAUGGCUACUCCACAAUGUGCUGACACCAACAAGCACUCCAUGGCUACUCCACAAUGUGCUGACACCAACAAGUACUCCAUGGCUACUCCACAAUGUGCUGACACCAACAAGUACUCCAUGGCUACUCCACAAUGUGCUGAUACCAACAAGCACUCCAUGGCUACUCCACAGUGUGCUGACACCAACAAACACUCCAUGGCUACUCCGGAGUAUGCUGACACCAACAAGCACUCCAUGGCUACUCCACAAUGUGCUGACAUCAACAAGCACUCCAUGGCUACUCCACAAUGUGCUGACACCAACAAGCACUCCGUGGCUACUCCACAAUGUGCUGACACCAACAAGCACUCCAUGGCUACUCCACAAUGUGCUGACACCAACAAGUACUCCAUGGCUACUCCACAAUGUGCUGACACCAACAAGUACUCCAUGGCUACUCCACAAUGUGCUGAUACCAACAAGUACUCCAUGGCUACUCCACAAUGUGCUGACACCAACAAGUACUCCAUGGCUACUCCACAAUGUGCUGAUACCAACAAGCACUCCAUGGCUACUCCACAGUGUGCUGACACCAACAAACACUCCAUGGCUACUCCGGAGUAUGCUGACACCAACAAGCACUCCAUGGCUACUCCACAAUGUGCUGACAUCAACAAGCACUCCAUGGCUACUCCACAAUGUGCUGACACCAACAAGCACUCCGUGGCUACUCCACAAUGUGCUGACACCAACAAGCACUCCAUGGCUACUCCACAGUGUGCUGACACCAACAAGUACUCCAUGGCUACUCCACAAUGUGCUGACACCAACAAGUACUCCAUGGCUACUCCACAAUGUGCUGAUACCAACAAGCACUCCAUGGCUACUCCACAGUGUGCUGACACCAACAAACACUCCAUGGCUACUCCGGAGUAUGCUGACACCAACAAGCACUCCAUGGCUACUCCACAAUGUGCUGACAUCAACAAGCACUCCAUGGCUACUCCACAAUGUGCUGACACCAACAAGCACUCCGUGGCUACUCCACAAUGUGCUGACACCAACAAGCACUCCAUGGCUACUCCACAGUGUGCUGACACCAACAAGUACUCCAUGGCUACUCCACAAUGUGCUGACACCAACAAGCACUCCAUGGCUACUCCACAAUGUGCUGACACCAACAAGCACUCCGUGGCUACUCCACAGAGUGCUGACACCAACAAGUACUCCAUGGCUACUCCACAGAGUGCUGACACCAACAAGUACUCCAUGGCUACUCCACAGAGUGCUGACACCAACAAGUACUCCAUGGCUACUCCACAGAGUGCUGACACCAACAAGCACUCCGUGGCUACUCCACAAUGUGCUGACACCAACAAGUACUCCAUGGCUACUCCACAAUGUGCUGACACCAACAAGCACUCCAUGGCUACUCCACAAUGUGCUGACACCAACAAGUACUCCGUGGCUACUCUACAGUGUGCUGACACCAACAAGUACUCCAUGGCUACUCCACAAUGUGCUGACACCAACAAGCACUCCAUGGCUACUCCACAGAGUGCUGACAUCAACAAGUACUCCAUGGCUACUCCACAAUGUGCUGACACCAACAAGCACUCCGUGGCUACUCCACAAUGUGCUGACACCAACAAGCACUCCAUGGCUACUCCACAAUGUGCUGACACCAACAAGCACUCCAUGGCUACUCCACAAUGUGCUGACACCAACAAGUACUCCAUGACUACUCCACAAUGUGCUUACACCAACAAGUACUCCAUGGCUACUCCACAGUGUGCUGACACCAACAAGCACUCCGUGGCUACUCCACAAUGUGCUGACACCAACAAGCACUCCAUGGCCACUCCACAAUGUAAUGUUCUCCUUGCAGGUACUACACAGAGAAAUUGUAUUUGCCUAACAUGA